Molecule: messenger RNA, 774 nt
Organism: Cynara cardunculus var. scolymus (artichoke)
Lineage: Eukaryota; Viridiplantae; Streptophyta; Magnoliopsida; Asterales; Asteraceae
Product: rac-like GTP-binding protein RAC2
Exons: 7
Coding region: 15-620 (201 amino acids)
Biological process (GO): regulation of cell shape; establishment or maintenance of cell polarity; regulation of actin cytoskeleton organization
Cellular component (GO): cell cortex; cytoskeleton; nucleus
Molecular function (GO): protein kinase binding; GTP binding; GTPase activity
Source: RefSeq, a predicted model, not a curated record
ACACAAGUGUUGAAAUGAGUACAAGUACGAGCAUCGUAAGAUUUAUUAAAUGCGUUACAGUCGGAGAUGGAGCGGUCGGAAAGACAUGCUUGCUUGUUUCAUAUACUAGCAACACAUUUCCAAUGGAUUAUGUUCCAACGAUAUUUGAUAACUUCAGUGCUAAUGUGGUGGUUAAUGGCAGUACUGUAAACCUUGCCUUGUGGGAUACUGCUGGACAAGAGGAUUACAAUAGAUUAAGACCACUUAGUUACAGAGGAGCAGAUGUUUUCCUCUUGGCAUUCUCUCUGAUCAGCAAAGCAAGCUAUGAAAACAUCUACAGGAAGUGGAUCUUGGAGCUCAGACACUAUGCACCAUCUGUACCAAUAGUCCUUGUGGGAACUAAACUUGAUUUAAGAGAAGAUAUGGAGUACUUGAGAAAUCAUCCCGAUGCAACUCCGGUUACAACGUCCGAGGGAGAAGACCUCAAGAACAUCAUUGGUGCAGCUGCUUAUGUAGAAUGCAGUUCAAAAACUCAGAAGAACGUGAAGGCAGUCUUCGACACAGCAAUUAGGGUUGCUUUGAAGCCACGAAAAAGGAUGAGGAAGAAGCAACCGAAGCAAAGGCAAUGCAUAUUCCUAUAAGUAGUGGUUUUAGUUCCAUCAAGUCGUAGUUUGUUUCUCACAAGUGUUGUAAGUUCUAAUAAAAGACAAUAAGAUCUUAUCAACACUCUACGGUUAAAGGGGCUCGUUACGUUUUCGGAGAUAACAAGGCAAAUACAAGCAAAGAAACAUAUUG